This is a messenger RNA of Daldinia caldariorum, 4326 nucleotides long. RefSeq lists its product as uncharacterized. The record is from RefSeq and is a predicted model, not a curated record. The transcript has 6 exons. Gene Ontology annotation, molecular function: transcription corepressor activity. Lineage: Eukaryota; Fungi; Ascomycota; Sordariomycetes; Xylariales; Hypoxylaceae. The coding region runs from base 1 to 4326 and encodes 1441 amino acids. Gene Ontology annotation, biological process: negative regulation of transcription by RNA polymerase II. Gene Ontology annotation, cellular component: Sin3-type complex; chromatin.
AUGAACUCUCACCCCGAGGAAAUGUCGCACCGCGAUCGCGAGUCGGCCGAGCGACACCAGAGGGAUCAGUUCCCUGCUGGAACUCCCCGCCAGAGUAAUACCGUGUCGUUACAGAUCCAUCAACCCGUCGCCUCGCGACUCCCCGGUGCCAUUCAUAGUCCUGGAGGUCUUCUGGCGACUCACGGAGGCUCGGGACCUCCUAUCCCUCUCGGUGCUCCUUCCGGACCUGUAAAUGUAAACACGUUCGGCGGUCCGUUGCAAGCUGAGUCGAACCGUCCACUCCCGCAUAACGCCCAGAACGCAUCGAACCAGAUGUUCGGAGCCAUAGGUGGUCACAAUCAGGGCCCCUCCAACUCUUCGGGACCUGCAGCACAUCUGUUUGGUGGUCCACUACAACAAGAGGGAAGCAGAGCCUCACAGGGUAUACCGUUCGGUGGGAAUGGUGCUGGGAUGCCAGGAGGCCACCCCCUACCCAACGGUAGUGCUAGUGCCAUACCGCAGGGGCAGCAGCCUAUACUUAAUUCUUCUCAGGACGCCCUCAGCUACCUAGACCAGGUCAAGGUACAAUUCUCCGACCAACCGGACGUCUAUAAUAAAUUUCUAGAUAUCAUGAAAGAUUUUAAAAGUCAAACAAUUGACACGCCUGGUGUGAUCAACCGCGUAUCAGAACUUUUCGCUGGUCAUCCAAAUCUCAUUCAAGGGUUUAAUACUUUUCUUCCUCCGGGAUACAGAAUCGAAUGCGGUGCAGGCAACGACCCAAACACGAUCCGAGUCACUACGCCCAUGGGAACCACGGUUCAAUCGAUUACAGGCAGAGUCAACCAAGGCGACGGCGCGCAUGGACAACCCGGAGCGACCGGACCUUUUUUCAACCAUCGUGCAAGCAAUUGGCAGCAGCAACAUCCGCAACCACAGCACAGUAUCGAAAGCCCAGAAGCUGCUUUUAGCGCACCUGCACCGAACGGUCCAAGCUUGUUCAGAGCUGCACAAGCCCAGGCGUCAGAAUUUGACGGUCCCAGUGUAGGAAAUCAGCAACAUCGCGGUGCAUCUCAACUGCAGAAUAAUUCUACAACACCUAACGGUCCCACAACUCGUAACGCUCUUACACCAACACCAGGUGGUUCUCAAGGGGGACCUGGCGGUGGUAACCAGCAGCAAGCAAAUAUUGAAAAGCGCGGUCCAGUUGAGUUCAAUCACGCUAUAAGCUACGUGAAUAAAAUCAAGAACCGAUUCCAAGAUAAACCCGAAAUCUACAAGCAGUUUCUUGAGAUUCUUCAGACCUACCAACGAGAACAAAAACCUAUUCAAGACGUCUAUGCACAAGUUACCACUCUCUUUAAUACCGCACCCGACCUUUUAGAAGAUUUUAAACAAUUUCUACCGGAGUCAGCAGCUUCGAAUAAGGCUAACGGUGCGAAAGCUGAAGACGUGUUUGCCAUGACUGGCCUCACGCAGACGACGCCGCAGCCUAGUCACAACGUGAGAGACGGUCAAAAGAUGCCUCCCGUUGGAAACUUCGCGCCUCCUGCCAGCGGAAGCAAGGAUAAUAAAAAGCGACCUCGCAAUGAGAAGCAAGCUGCACCACCAGCGCCUGUUAUUGCGGAUAGCCCUGCUCCUGGAUCGCGAUCGAUUCCGGGAGUAGGUCCUGCCAGCAAGCGACCGAAGCUUAACCACAAGCCUCUAGCAACAGAUGUACAAUCUAUCGAGCCCACACUUACACCCGUUCUUCCCGAGCCUCUCCCUCCUACGUCGUCGGCGAACGCAACUGCGGAUGAAUUGGGAUUCUUCGAGAAGGUUAAGAAAUAUAUCGGAAACCGUUCCACGAUGAACGAGUUCUUGAAGCUCUGCAACAUGUACUCUCAGAGUUUGAUCGACACUAAUGAUCUCGUUCAUAAAUCCAGUCAGUUCAUCGGAGGCAACGCUGAGCUUAUGGGCUGGUUCAAGAAUUUCGUGGGAUAUGAAGGUCUUGACGAGGUCAUCGAGAAUAGACCUAGGCCGCCUACGGAAAAAGUUUCGCUGAGCAACUGUCGGGCUAUUGGACCGAGUUACAGAUUACUACCUCGCAGGGAAAAACUCAAGCCUUGCGGCGGCCGUGACGAGAUGUGCAACGCUGUUCUCAACGACGAGUGGGCAUCCCAUCCCACCUGGGCUUCGGAAGAUUCUGGCUUCGUCGCUCACCGCAAAAAUGCUUUCGAAGAGGGUCUCCAUCGUAUCGAGGAGGAGCGCCACGAUUACGAUUUUAACAUUGAGGCCAAUGUCAAGUGCAUCCAGCUGCUGGAGCCGAUCGCUCAGCAGAUGCUGAACUUGACGCCUCAAGAACGAGAGACGUUCCAGAUGCCACCGGGACUUGGCGGUUCCAGCACCUCUAUCUUCAAGCGCGUCCUCAAGAAGAUAUAUGGUAACGAAAAAGGUCUUGAUGUUGUAAGCGAUAUGUUUACGGAUCCGUUCGCUGUUGUUCCUGUAGUCCUCGCACGACUCAAGCAAAAAGAUGAGGAAUGGCGUUUCACGCAGAGAGAGUGGGAGAAGGUAUGGCAAGCCCAGACCGAGAUCAUGCACCUCAAGAGUCUUGACCACAUGGGUAUCCAAGUUAAGCAAAAUGACAAGCGAAAUCUCUCCGCCAAGCACCUCGUGGAUGUUAUUAAGACAAAGCACGAAGAACAGCGACGUCUGCGUAGCUCGAAGAAUAAGGUCCCACGUUACCAGUUUUCGUACGAGUUGAGCGAUCAGGAGGUCAUUCUAGACCUGCUUCGAUUCAUGGUCCUCUAUGGUACAAAUAAUGGCCAUCAUAGUGCCUCGGAGAAGGAGCGGAUCGUUGAAUUUUUCGAGUGGUUUAUUCCACGUUUUUUCGAGUUGUCAGAAGAGAAGGUCCAAGACCGCCUCCAUGAUAUCGAUCGCGACUCUGGCGAAGAAGACGCCGAGGAACAGCUUCCUGCCGAGCUGACUAACGGUCGUUCCCGACGCAACGGCAAAAAAUCCGACUUGCUCCGCGGCGUUUUAGACCCCGGUCGUAACGGUGCCAAGACUAGGAAUCAAAAGGAGGACAGCGCCGCAUCGGGUAGCAAAGAGACAACUCCAGACGCUGGAUCUGCGAACGAAGAAGAAAUGGCGGAUGCUCCAGAGGACUCUGUUCCCGCUGAGCAGUCUAAUGAACGAUGGCUUCCGAUAGUUCCUCGGGCGACGGUUGUUAAGGGAAACAAUCCGCUCCUGGAUAUCGACGGGGAGUUGAAAGCUGAUGGGCUCUUCCCCCGUCCGUGGUACAAUUUCUUUUGCAACCAAACGAUCUAUGUUUUCUUCACUGUUUUCCAGACGCUUUACAAACGUCUCAAGGACGUCAAGGACAGUAAGGAAAGCGUCCUGCAAGAAAUUGCCCGAUCAAAGAGCAAGAAGCCUGCAAAGGAACUCGGUAUCGCCGUUAAUGAACUGAAUUACUUCGACGAGAACGACCCUGCCUCAUUCUGGCCCAAGACGGUCGAACUUAUCGAGGACUAUAUCACCGGUGAGAUAGACGAGAAUAGAUACCAGGAAGUACUCCGUCACUACUACCUCAAGAAGGGCUGGACACUAUAUACGAUCCAAGACCUCUUGAAGACGCUAUGCCGUCUCUCUCUGACGUGCACCAGUCCUGAUUCCAAAGAGAAGACGCCAGACCUUAUUCAUCACUUCCUAAACAAUCGUCAUAACGACGUAACCAGCUACCAAGCUGAGAUCAGCGCUCGCAAGUACGCAGAAAAGUGCAUUAAGGAUGGCGACAUGUUUGUCAUUUGCUGGUUCCCGCAGAAGCGCGAGGCUACGACACGAUGGCUACAACGUGACGAGACGACAUUUUACAUGGAUGAGAUGGAACUUCUGGACAGAUGGCAGUACUACAUCUCCUCGUAUAUACGUGUAGAGCCUACCGAAGGGGUGCCUCGCUCUCGCCUUCAGAAGACAGUCCUUGCUCGCAACUUACCAUCUACUGACGCCGACUCUGAUGACGGCAAUGUGCCAAAGCCACUUGUCUACAAAGACGGCCUAGUCUUGCGCAUCUGUCUUAAUUCUAACAAGAUCGUUUGGGAAAACGAUACAUCCGAGUUCUUCAUCUACUCCACCGAACCCGAGGAUGAAAAGGAGAAGGCUGCAGCUGAGGAGUAUCGCCGCGCCAUCACCGAACACCGGGGGCAGCGAUUCCGAGAGAAGAUGGUGAUGAACAAUGCCUGGAUGCGGGGAAUGAGCCAGGACGAAGUUCAGAAGGUUAAUGAGGGCUUCCAGAAGUGGCUUAAGGACGGUAUCUUGCCCAACACUAACAGCCGGGGUGACGACAGCGAGAAUAUGGAAGGGGUAGAAUAA